CAACUUGGUAUCAGCAGUAUUCUACACACCACCAUGUCUUCUCCCAACUCUAAAACCUCUUGUUUUCACCCUGCACUUGCUGUCACCAACAUAAAAAAUUUCAUCCCUCUCGCUCUUGACAUGGAAAAUGUCCAGUAUUCAUCAUGGUCAGAACUUUUCAAAAUUACGGCUAGAGCUUAUGAAGUUCUAGACCACAUCCUUCCCUCCCCUGCCGAUGAAGCUUCCUCUUCUGCUACACCACCGGCGGCGGCCACAAUUUCACAGCGCCUUGAACAGGAUGCCGCACACGCGGAAGCCUUGGCCCUUUGGACUCGUCUUGAUUCAAUCGUGCUUCAAUGGAUUUACGGAACUAUUUCCAUGGAUCUUCUUCACACUAUCCUUGUGCCUGAUUCCACCGCCCAACGUGCGUGGGAACGAUUGGCUGACAUAUUUCAAGAUAAUAAAAACUCUCGUGCCGUCCAUCUUGAAACUCAGUUUUCCAACACUAGGCUGGAGCAAUUCCCUACUGUUGCUGCUUACUGCCAAACUCUUAAAACCAUUGCAGACAACUUGGCUAAUGUCGAUUCUCCUGUUGAUGAACGACGCCUCGUCCUACGCAUGGUCCAUGGCCUCCCGGAACAAUACAACACUAUUGCCUCUCUUAUUCAGCAAACUACCCCUCUCCCGGAUUUCUUUAAAGCCCGUUCUAUGAUCAAACUCGAGGAGACCCGCAUGGCUCAACAAACAACUCCCACUGUCACUGCUCUUGUUCAUUCCGCCGCACCGCCUACCGCCCCUGCUCCGGCUCCUCGCGGUCGCGGCUCGUCUUCUCGUGGUGGACGUGGCCGCUCUUCCCGGGGAGGACGCGGCAGAUCCAAUGGUCGGCCAGAAGCUCCCUCCACUUCCGGACAAUGGUAUUGGAUGCCGUCUCCUCCAUGGACCCCUCCGCCAUGUCCUUACCCCACUACGGCCUGGAAUGGACAAUCUUCACAACCUUCAUCUGGUGCUGGCAUUUUGGGAACUCGCCCUCAGCAAGCAUAUAUCACUGCGCCUACAGUGAUGACACCCACUCCCACUGCUCUUCCCACCGCCAUGCAAUCUCUGACUCUCACUCCACCGGACGAUCAGUGGUACAUGGAUACAGGCGCAACCUCACACAUGACGGGCAAUUCAGGAUCUCCAAACGGGCACCCAUCUCAUGCGAUGUAAUAGCUCAGGUGACCUUUAUCCCGUUCUACCUGGUUCGUCUCUUCGGCAACCUUCUGCAUUCCUCUCGGCAGCAGUUUGGCACAACCGAUUAGGCCAUCCCGGGCAGCCUGUUUUUCGCAUUCUUAGUACCAAUAAAGAAAUAAAUUGUAGUAGGCCAAAUAUUUCUAUUUGUCAUUCUUGUGAACUAGGCAAACAUACAAAACUGCCUUUUUCACAUUCUUUAUCUG
Cuscuta epithymum is the source of this 1415-nucleotide messenger RNA. Lineage: Eukaryota; Viridiplantae; Streptophyta; Magnoliopsida; Solanales; Convolvulaceae. The record is from the annotation of a GenBank genome assembly.